Molecule: messenger RNA, 1260 nt
Organism: Medicago truncatula (barrel medic)
Lineage: Eukaryota; Viridiplantae; Streptophyta; Magnoliopsida; Fabales; Fabaceae
Exons: 1
Coding region: 1-1260 (419 amino acids)
Molecular function (GO): RNA-DNA hybrid ribonuclease activity; nucleic acid binding
Source: RefSeq, a predicted model, not a curated record
AUGACUGUAUCUGAUUGUAUUGUUGCAGGGAAGUGGUACAUUCCUGAGUACAUAGCUCAAAGAGAUCCUGCUCUUGCUAACCAAAUUUAUAAAAUCAUCCUGCCUUCGGAGGAGGUGUCUGAUAAGCUUUGUUGGGUUGACUCAAUGGAUGGGGAGCUCACUAAUAAAAUUGCUUUCAGCACAUUGAGUGGUGCUGGUCCAAAAAUGUGCUGGGCCAAAUUAGUAUGGAACUCUUAUAUACCUCCUUCUAGAUCAUUCAUCACUUGGAGACUCAUCCACAACAAAAUUCCUACUGAUGAGAACUUAAGAAAAAGAGGUUGUUAUAUAGUUUCUAUUUGCUGCUUUUGCAUGCAGGCUGCUGAAUCCUCCCAACACAUAUUUUUUGACUGUCCUAUCACUUUCAAAUUGUGGGAGUGGUUAGAGAAAGGCACUGACCAGGCUCUGGAUUGUUCUAGCUGCUUGCCUUUAUUGUUUAGUAGAAUGGGCACUGGAAGUAAGUUGGUCCAACAACUUAUGAACUCUGCUAUUAUUCACACCAUUUGGGUGAUUUGGAUAGAGAGGAACCAACGAUAUUACUCCAACAAGAAGCAAGCUAUGUCCACUCUUUUCAAUACUAUUCUGGCUGAGGUCAAAGUGAGUUAUAAUCUUUGUAUGGCUACUGGUAACCCUUCUAUGCAGGAUUUUAAAGUUGCUAGACUUUUUUCCAUUCCUUUCAAAGUUAAAAGAGUCACUCUUUCUCAAGAGAUUAUUUGGCAGCCUCCUUCUGGGGACACAGUGAAACUCAACUGUGAUGGAUCUUCCUUUGGUAUUAGUCCUAGUUGUUCCAUAGGUGUUGUGAUCAGAGAUGCUAACUAUGCCUUUCUUGGAGCUAUUUCCAGGAACAUUGGUUAUGCUACGCCUUUAGAAGCUGAAUUCUGUGCAGUGAUGGUAGCUAUAGAAAAGGCUAAAAGCAUGAACCUACUGAGCUUUUGUUUGGAGACUGACUCUAUAAAGGUUGUUGCUGCUUUUUCAAAAGAUCUUGGAAUACCUUGGAAAUUUAGAGCAAGAUGGCAUAACUGCAUGAUAUAUUGUAAAAGUAUUAUCUGUUCUUGUGUUCAUAUUCAUAGAGAGGGUAACAUGGUGGCAGAUGCACUUGCCAAGAAUGGCCAGGGACUUUCUCCACAUUCCACUCAGUGGUGGCCUGCUCCUCCUCCUUUUUUGAUAUCUCUUUUGUUUAGAGACAGUCAGGGACUUCCUUGUAACAGAAUAGUUAUGGUUUGA